This is a messenger RNA of Cynara cardunculus var. scolymus (artichoke), 1323 nucleotides long. RefSeq names its product serine/threonine-protein kinase STY17-like. Bases 1 to 1323 code for a protein of 440 amino acids. NCBI's taxonomy places the organism in Eukaryota, Viridiplantae, Streptophyta, Magnoliopsida, Asterales, Asteraceae. Gene Ontology annotation, molecular function: protein kinase activity; ATP binding. Gene Ontology annotation, biological process: protein phosphorylation. The transcript is spliced from 5 exons. The record is from RefSeq and is a predicted model, not a curated record.
AUGAGUCGACAACAGCCAAACAGCAUCCCGAUUGCUGCUAACGUGUCUUCCUCCCGACAAGAAAACACCGCUGCUACCACCAGAAGUUCUCGAAAAGGAUUUUGUGGUUCAUUUGGUGAUUGCAUGACGAAACCGACCAUUGCUGCUCCACCACCUCGUCAGUCUAGCUCCAGACUCGAGCUUCAGGUGGAAGAGCUACAGAAAGAAGUGAAGAAAGAGAAAGAAAUGAGGUGUAUGUACAAGAUGAGGUUGGAAAGAACACAAGAUUACCUAAAAUACUGUCUACAGGUAGCACAGGACAAUGGAUUCUUGAAAUUUAUUCUUAACAAAAACGAUAGCCCUCAACAACCAUCUCUUGGUCCCUCAUCUGCCAUCGUUCAAGCUUCUAUAAAUCCUCAACCCCCACCAACCGUCCAACACAACACCAAUCUUUCGGCCAUCAUCGAGCAAGCCAAGCUUAAUGGAUGGUACAUACAUCCACACGAGAUUGAACUGCACAAGAAAGUAGCUCAAGGAAGCACGGCAGAAAUAUACAAAGCAACAUGGAGAGGCCUGGAUGUUGCAGUGAAGUGCAUAUUUCCAGAUUUCUUCAGAUUAAAUGAUUGUGGAGUCAGCUUUUUUGCUCAGGAGGUGGAAACACUAUCAAGACAGCGCCACACCUACGUACUACAGCUAAUGGGUGCAUGUCUUGACCCACCCAACCAUGGGUGGGUUGUUACUGAAUUCCUAAAUAUGACUUUGAAAGACUGGCUACAUGGUCCUGGUAAGAGGAGGAAAGAACGGGUCACUCCACUUCCUCCUUUUGAGAAGAGAUUAGCCAAGGCAUUAGAGGUGGCUCAAGGGAUGCAAUAUCUACAUGAGCACAAGCCUAUGAUCAUACAUAGGGACUUAAAACCUAGUAACAUAUUUUUGGACGAUGCUUUUCAUGUAAGAGUUGCAGAUUUUGGCCAUGCCCGGUUCUUAACAGAUGAAGAAAAAGCCUUUACAGGCGAAACAGGCACAUUCGUAUACAUGGCUCCAGAGGUGAUCCGAAGUGAGCCAUACGAUGAAAAAUGUGAUGUUUACAGUUUUGGCAUCAUACUUAACGAGCUUCUAACAGGCCAAUACCCAUAUAUUGAGACAGACUACGGUCCCUCCAAGAUUGCAUUACAAGUUGGGGAGGGCAAGAUAAGACCAGCACUCCCAGAGCAUGAUGACAAGAUUGAAGAUCUCAUUGAACUGACUCAACUGGCAUGGGAUGAAGACCCCGAAUACAGACCAUCUUUUGCAACGAUUACCCGUGGCCUGAAAAUGAUUUACAAUAGAAUUAUGAAUGCUCCAUAG